CCCAAUCUGCUUGUGUUUUUUUUAUCAUCUAAUGCAUGUUGAUGCCUAGCUCCUUGAUUUUCCAAACAAAUGUUGAAAAACAAGAAAAUGAAAUUGACUAUUUCAAUUCCUAGCUAGAUUGGUUGGCUUAUAAAUUUAGUGUAAAGCAGUCCUGGAAUGUAUAUGUAUUACGCUAAAUAAAAUAAUCAGCCUUUCUCGUUUUGUACUAUAUAAGGGUUUUACCCAAAUGCUAUAGAUGCAAAGCUUUACCACACCUCUGUAGUCUGUUUUUGCUGUUUCUGUUUCUUCUAGCUAGCAUCAAAAAAAAAAAAAAAAAGCUUUACCACACCUCUGUUUCCAAUUAACAAUGGCUAAGACCCUCCAAAACUUCAGUUCCCUCUGCAUCAUUCCCUUGACUCUUCUCCUCCUCUUAACCCUCGUCGGUGCCAGCGAGCACCGCUUCUCAAGACCCUUGUCCCGAGCCAAACUUGGCCUAAAGAAAGAGAAACUGAGCCAUCUCCGGUUCUACUUCCACGACAUAGUCAGCGGCCACAGCCCAACAGUCGUUAGGGUCGCUGAGGCUCCCACGACCAAAAACUCCAGCACGGCUUUCGGUGCAGUGAUGAUGAUGGAUGACCCCUUGACUGCCGGACCGGAGCUGGGAACCAAGCUAGUCGGCAAGGCACAAGGCAUUUAUGCUUCGGCCUCACAAACCGAGUUAGGGCUUUUGAUGGUGCUGAACUUUGCUUUUGUGGAAGGGAAGUAUAAUGGGAGUAAUCUGAGCGUGUUGGGAAGGAACGCGGUGUUCUCCGCCGUGAGGGAGAUGCCAAUAGUUGGCGGGAGCGGCCUUUUCCGGUUUGCUAGGGGGUAUGCUCGUGCUAGGACUCACAAGGUUGAUUUGAACACUGGGGAUGCUGUGGUGGAGUAUAAUGUCUACGUUCUCCAUUAUUGAUCUCCUCUGUUGGUUAGUUUUAAUUUACUUUCAUAUUUUAGCUUUAUAAA
Messenger RNA from Rosa rugosa (rugosa rose), 981 nucleotides. RefSeq names its product dirigent protein 22-like. The transcript has a single exon. NCBI's taxonomy places the organism in Eukaryota, Viridiplantae, Streptophyta, Magnoliopsida, Rosales, Rosaceae. The coding region runs from base 347 to 931 and encodes 194 amino acids. The record is from RefSeq and is a predicted model, not a curated record.